Protopterus annectens (West African lungfish) is the source of this 1077-nucleotide messenger RNA. RefSeq names its product speckle-type POZ protein-like. The coding region runs from base 1 to 1077 and encodes 358 amino acids. The record is from RefSeq and is a predicted model, not a curated record. Gene Ontology annotation, cellular component: cytoplasm; nucleus. The transcript is spliced from 9 exons. Lineage: Eukaryota; Metazoa; Chordata; Ceratodontiformes; Protopteridae. Gene Ontology annotation, molecular function: ubiquitin protein ligase binding. Gene Ontology annotation, biological process: proteasome-mediated ubiquitin-dependent protein catabolic process; regulation of proteolysis.
AUGGCAAGUGAACCUAUGGAAAACAGAUUGUGUCAGAAUCAGAAUGAAGCAGUGGCUUUCUGUACCACAUGGACUAUAAGCAACUUCAGUUUUAGCCAUGAAGUUGGAAAAUUCAUCAAGAGUUCAUACUUCUCAUCUGGAGCACAGGAUAGAUGGUAUCUUCGAAUGAGACCAUGUGAGACAGAUGAAAGAUAUGGAGAAGAAUAUGUAUCUAUCUUCCUCUGUCUUCAAAAGUCUCCAAAUCCUGAAGUCAUGGCAGAGUUUAAAUUUUCUGUUUUGAAUGCAAAUGGUGAAGAAACUCUAGUAACUGUCACUGAGAAGCCAUAUCAAUUUAAGAACUCCACUGCCUUUGGAUUUAAGAAGUUUGUUAAAAGGGACUUUCUGUUAGAUGACACCAACGAGUUGCUUCAAGAUGACACUCUGACUAUCUUCUGUGAGGUGAGAAUAAAAGAAGACUUUGUAAAUACUUCUGACAAAAAUACCCGAGAUAAUGAAUCAGAAAUCCAACUGACCAAAGACCUUCAAGGAUUGUUGGAGAAUUCUUGGUAUACUGAUUGUUCGCUGUGUGUGGCUGGUGCAGAAUUUCAGGCACAUAAAGCAGUUCUGGCAGCUCGUUGUCCAGCCUUUCGUGCUAUGUUUGAGAGGCACAUGGCAGAAGAAAAAAAGAACCACUUUGAAAUCACUGAAGUGAAACCUGAAAUUUUUAAAGAAAUACUGCACUUUAUUUACACGGGGAGGGCUCCGAAUCUGAAUAACAUGGGGUAUGAUUUGCUAGCAGCUGCAGAAAAGUUUGAAUUGGAACGAUUAAAACUUAUGUGUGAAAAUACACUUUGCCGUAAGAUGUCUGUGGAAACUGUGGCAGAAAUAUUAGUCUUUGCAGAUCGUCAGAGAAGAAAUCUAUUGAAGGCUCAGGCUUUGGAUUUCAUCAUAUACAAUAUAAAUGAUAUCAUGGAAACUUCUGGUUGGGAAUCGUUGAUGAUGUACCAUCCUCACUUGGCGAGAGAAGCAUUCUCUUCAAUGGUAUCAAGAGAAAGCGUUUUUGUGGAACCACCUUCUAAGAAGAGGAAAACAUUCUAG